This is a messenger RNA of Jaculus jaculus (lesser Egyptian jerboa), 2372 nucleotides long. It is a transcript of the gene Hnrnpf, whose product is annotated as heterogeneous nuclear ribonucleoprotein F. The transcript has 5 exons. Gene Ontology annotation, cellular component: nucleoplasm; ribonucleoprotein complex. Gene Ontology annotation, biological process: regulation of RNA splicing. Bases 510 to 1757 code for a protein of 415 amino acids. The record is from RefSeq and is a predicted model, not a curated record. Gene Ontology annotation, molecular function: RNA binding. Lineage: Eukaryota; Metazoa; Chordata; Mammalia; Rodentia; Dipodidae.
ACGGUAAACAAGCCUCAACUGCCUCCUCCACAACUGCCGAGUGUCCCGGCUUGUGUCCUCUAGGUGCUCCGGGACGGCCGCGGCUCCGCAUGGGAGCGGGAGCGUGCAGACCGGCAGCCUGAGGCGCGCAUUUCCCAUUGGUGACAUCUUGGCGGGCCGGCAGAGGGACUUCCUCCCCUGCACCCCGUGACCCACGUCCGACUGCCGGCCUGGAUCACGCGGUUUCUGCUUCCCGGACUUCGGACCCGACGGCCCGUCCCGUCCUGGCGUGGUUAAGAACAGCAAAAAGAUGCACCUGGACUUUCCUCGGAGCCCUCUGCGUUUCUAAGCGUCGGGUGGAGUUGGGGUCUGGCCGCGAGCCGCGCUUGCUUGUUGAAAACAAGUCGCUCCUGCUUUCGUCAGUGGAAAACUUCCUUAAGUGUCUCCUGAAGGCAUCUGUGAUUCUCUACCCCCCCCCCAGCUACAUAAAACUCUGUCCAAGCCUCUGACAUCAGCCCUUUCAAGUGUCCAUGAUGCUGGGCCCUGAGGGAGGUGAAGGCUAUGUGGUCAAACUCCGCGGCCUGCCCUGGUCCUGCUCCAUUGAGGAUGUGCAAAACUUCCUCUCUGACUGCACAAUUCAUGAUGGGGUUGCAGGUGUUCAUUUCAUUUACACUAGAGAAGGGAGGCAGAGUGGUGAGGCUUUUGUUGAACUUGAGUCAGAAGAUGAUGUAAAAUUGGCUCUUAAAAAAGACAGGGAAAGCAUGGGGCACCGGUAUAUUGAGGUAUUCAAGUCACAUAGAACCGAGAUGGAUUGGGUGUUGAAGCACAGCGGUCCAAACAGCGCCGACAGUGCCAACGAUGGCUUUGUAAGGCUUCGGGGACUCCCAUUUGGAUGCACAAAGGAAGAAAUUGUUCAGUUCUUCUCAGGGUUAGAAAUUGUGCCAAAUGGGAUCACAUUACCUGUGGACCCAGAGGGCAAGAUUACAGGGGAGGCCUUCGUUCAGUUUGCCUCACAGGAGUUGGCUGAGAAGGCUCUAGGGAAGCACAAGGAGAGAAUAGGACACAGAUACAUUGAGGUGUUCAAGAGCAGUCAGGAAGAAGUUAGGUCAUACUCAGAUCCACCUUUGAAAUUCAUGUCUGUGCAGAGGCCUGGGCCUUAUGACCGGCCUGGCACAGCCCGGAGGUACAUUGGCAUUGUGAAACAGGCUGGCCUGGAUAGGAUGAGGUCUGGUGCUUAUAGUGCAGGCUAUGGGGGCUAUGAGGAGUACAGUGGUCUCAGCGAUGGCUAUGGCUUCACCACAGACCUGUUUGGGAGAGACCUCACCUACUGUCUCCCAGGAAUGUAUGACCACAGAUAUGGAGACAGCGAGUUCACAGUGCAGAGCACCACUGGCCACUGCGUCCACAUGAGGGGGCUGCCCUACAAAGCAACCGAAAAUGACAUUUAUAACUUCUUCUCUCCACUCAACCCUGUGAGAGUUCAUAUUGAAAUUGGCCCUGAUGGAAGAGUGACGGGCGAAGCUGAUGUUGAGUUUGCCACCCAUGAAGAAGCUGUGGCAGCUAUGUCAAAAGACAGGGCCAACAUGCAGCACAGAUACAUAGAACUCUUUCUGAAUUCAACAACGGGGGCCAGCAAUGGGGCUUAUAGCAGCCAGGUGAUGCAGGGCAUGGGUGUGUCAGCAUCUCAGGCCACCUAUAGUGGCCUGGAGAGUCAGUCAGUGAGUGGCUGUUAUGGGACCGGCUACAGCGGUCAGAACAGCAUGGGCGGAUAUGAUUAGUAUUGUAGGAACAUUUGAGUUAUUUCAAUCAAAAUUUCACAGGCAGCCAAUAAGCAGUGAAAAGCAGUUUAUAACUAGAGGAAGCUGUGGGACCUACUUUGCACCAUGAGUUUGUGAAAUCUGGAUUAAAAAAUUACCUCUUCAGUGUUUCUCAUGCAAACUUUUCUUCUAGCAUGUAAUAUUUGAGUAAACUAAAAUAUUUUCUUCGCUUUUCUCAAUUAACAUUUUGGUAGUAUACUUCAGGUUGAUGUUACCUGAGUUAAAAGUAGUUUUUAAGUACAUGAAGUGUGGAUCCUUCCAGCAUACCACAGUGAACACAUUGGGGAGAUGUACUUUGGAGAACUCAAAGGUGCUAGAUCCCCAAUUUAAAGAAGCAUUUCUCAUGUUCAUUCUAGUUUAUAUUUUCAUUUAAAUCUUUUAGGUUAAGUUUUAAGCUUUUUAAAAAUUAGUUUUGAGAAUUGAGACACAAUACUAAUACUGUAGGAAUUGGUGAGGCCUUGACUUAAAGCUUUCUUUGUACUGUGAUUUCCUUUGGGUGUAUUUUGCUAAGUGAAACUUGUUAAAUUUUUUUGUUAACUAAAUUUUUUUCUUAAAAUAAAGACUUUUUCACAAUGA